Molecule: messenger RNA, 2065 nt
Organism: Talaromyces proteolyticus
Lineage: Eukaryota; Fungi; Ascomycota; Eurotiomycetes; Eurotiales; Trichocomaceae
Product: S-adenosyl-L-methionine-dependent methyltransferase
Exons: 1
Coding region: 362-1888 (508 amino acids)
Biological process (GO): regulation of transcription regulatory region DNA binding; subtelomeric heterochromatin formation; DNA repair
Cellular component (GO): nucleus; nucleosome
Molecular function (GO): histone H3K79 methyltransferase activity; histone binding
Source: RefSeq, a predicted model, not a curated record
GACCAUGUAAGGCUGAAACGCGCGGAUACCUUAGGCUCAUGCAGUCAUGUACCGGUACGGCGGAACCGGCAUGCUGCAUGUCAUUGGCCGACUCGGAGAGAGCCUCGAGCCAGUGCAGGCGCGUCUCCUGCUCCUCCGACUCCCCACCAUAAGCUCAGCCAUCGGCCAUUUUCUCUCUGCCUUUCGUUCUGUCUCACUCGACCAUGUGUAUAUUUUUCUUCUGUAUAGAUUCUGUAUAUUAUACCCUUACCCUUGCCAUCUUUCUCAUGCAGUCGCCCUCCUAGCCAUUUGAACCCACCUCUUCGUUCUUUUUUUUUCUUUCAUUGCCACGCACGUGCGGCAUAACAGCCGCCUUCGCAAUAUGGGGUUCUUUGAUCACUUGCAGAAAGGUGGCGCAUUUUCCUUGCAAGCUAAGAAACCUCAGAUUCGCAAAGUUGUAUCUCAAACAAAGCCGACACCCCAGUCGCGAUCAUCCUCCGCUCCCACGACCGAUACGGACUCGUCGCCACUUGCUCGGCCUGCGUAUUCAACAAACCGGGCUGCCCGUGAGGUCAAUAGCAGGCAGCCUUCGACGCAAAAGAACGCGCUUCUGCCGAAGCAACGUGCGAAACCAAGAAACCUCAAAAGGCCGUCUCCGAUUCUGAGACUGUCAAGUGACGAUGACGAUAGCGACACUGAUGCCUCCUUCGAAGUUCGAAAGCGGACAAAACUAAGCGCUAAUGAAGAACCGGAUCUCGAUCGCGACAUUCGAGCCUCAGAGGCAUACUCGAAAGAGGGCCCAAAGGCCCUUGCGAUGGUACAUGCCGCUGAUAUCACUUCCCAAAAGCCCGCUGGAAAAUAUACGCCUGUCUUCGGAAAGGAGAAAAGUGAAACCGCGAUAGAAAUAAAAUUACAAUACCCAACUGCUCUCAAGGGUGAGAGAUAUCAGCUGGUGAUGCCAAAGGAGAAUGACGACUUCAAACCUCUGGAUGAUAUUAUGCAGGUAGUGGAAACGGUCUCUCAACAUUAUAUACCGGAAGAUGCGGCGGAUGAAUUUAACAAUGAGACAAACGGAAUCAAGAGGCGGUUUCGUAGGGCUCUCGCGCAUGCCUCUGAAGCUGAGUUUCAAGACACUCUAUCGGAUUAUAACCGUGCUGUGCAAAGACUGGUAGCCGAUGGAUCUAUUGCGAAACACUUGGAUGCAACGCAUGCUUUGCGCCUACCGCAUGUGGAGAGAAUCUUAACGCAGAUAUAUUCUCGAACGGUAUCACCUCGAGUUGAGUCGCUACGCCAGUAUGAAAACGGGACAGACAAUGUUUACGGCGAGCUCUUACCUCGGUUCAUUAGUAAUAUCUUUAAGGAGACCAAACUUAAGUCUGGUCAUGUCUUUGUUGAUUUAGGCUCCGGAGUGGGAAAUGUGGUUUUACAAGCGGCCUUGGAGAUUGGAUGUGAGAGUUGGGGCUGUGAAAUGAUGCCCAACGCCUGCAAAUUGGCAGACUUGCAAAGAGCGGAAUUUAAAGCAAGAUGUCGCUUGUGGGGCAUUGCACCUGGAAAGACACGCCUCGUUCAAGGAGACUUUCUCACCGAGACUAGUAUUCUCGAAGUCCUUAAAAAGGCUGAUGUGGUGUUGAUCAACAACCAAGCUUUUACUCCACAGCUCAACGAUAAGCUGAUCAAUCACUUCUUGGACAUGAAGGAGGGCUGCAAGAUUGUUUCACUCAAGUCUUUUGUGCCAGCUGGGCAUAAAAUCCAGUCCCGAAAUCUUAAUUCCCCAAUAAAUCUUCUCAACGUGAAGCGAUUAAAUUAUUGGUCAGACUCUGUGAGCUGGACUGAUGUUGGCGGAACCUACUUCAUUGCUACGAAGGAUAGCUCUCGUCUGAAGGCUUUCGCGGACACUCAUUCUGUAUAAAUUUAUUCAUGGUAACGAUCUUGUUUCAAUACCCCUUUGUAUAUUUUUGCAAGGUUGGAUUAUAUUUUUACGCUUAUAGAUAUCACUCUUGUUCAUUUGACCAGAGCGGAUUUACUUCCGUGUUUCUAGACAGGAAAAAUUGAAUUACUCAGAUGUCAAUAAGGUUUCAAUAGGUAU